GCGGCUCCGAGAAAUUUUGAACUCCCCCCUCUCUCUGCCACGCCACCACCGCUUUUGAGCUCCCGGUGAGGGUUCGGGCGGCGGCGGCGCAACAUGGCCGGGAAGAAGACCACCCCAGUAAAACCCGCCCCGCCCUCCACCCAGCGCAACGGCAGCGCCACCCCCAGCUCCAAGGGCCGACCAAAGCAAGCUUCGGGUGAGGCCUCAGCCGCCAGUGCCAAGGCGCGGUCGGCUCCGAAACCUCGCAAAAUCACCAAGGAGAAGCUAGCGGCCGCGAAGAGGAAGCGCGACAAGCCGGAGCCCCAAGAGGGCGGCAAGCGUAAGAAGCAGCAGGCAUCCGGCGACGUGGCGACGCCCGCGAAGAAGAGGAAGAAGGGCGACCGCCCGGAAUCCAAACCCCAGAAGGAACCCAAGCCCGCGAAGAAGAAGCAGCAACCCGGCAAGCCGGAGAAGCCCGCGACGCCCGGGAAGAGGCACCAGUCAUCCGGCAAGCAGGAGAAGGCCACGACGCCCUCGAAGAAGCAGCCGUCAUCCGGCAAGCCGGAGAAGGCCGCGACGCCAGUUAAGAAGCAGCAGUCACCCGGCAAGCCGGAGAAGCCCGUGACGCCCGCGAAGAAGCAGCAAUCAACCGGCAAAGCGGAGAAGCCCGCGCCCACGCCGAAGAAGCAGCAGCAAUCACCCGGCAAAGCGCGGAAGUCCGCGGCGCCCGCGACCACACCCACGAAGAAGAAGCAAGCCAAGAGCGAGAAGCCCACGCCUACCAAGAGGAAGCGCGGCGACGAUGAGCCCCAAAAUGAGGCCAGGAGCCCGAAGAGAGCGUCCGCCGAUGGGGAUGCGCCCGCAUCUACGCCCGUGAAGAAGAAGCGGAAGGACCAGAAGGCGACCGCGGCCGACAUGGGUUCGUGCAGCUUCCCGAUGGCGCGGGUACGGCAGCUGAUGCGGGCCGAGGACGCCACCAUCCGCGCAUCCAAUGAGGCUGUCUUCCUCAUCAAUAAGGCAUCUGAGUUUUUCUUGGGGAAGUUUGCAGAGGAUGCUUAUCGCAAUGCCCUGAAGGAUCGUAAGAAGUCAAUUAUUUAUGAUAAUCUUUCAACAGCUGUCUGCAGCCAAAAGGGUUUCAAGUUUCUUUCAGAUUUUGUACCGCAGAGGGUAACAGCAGAGGAUGCUUUGAAGACAACGGCUGGCAACAAAUCGCAGGCUGAUGCUAGAUUGUUAGUCUUGUGUUGAGGCAUGGUAGGUUAUUUGUUCAACACGUGGAAGUAAACCUGUAGUACUGAAUUCUAUACUAUCGUAUAUCCGAUUGGCAGAUGAUGCCCCCAUUUUACCACCUGGGAUCAGUACCUAGUAGUCCGUAGAUUAGGGUGGACUGAAAAUGCUUCGUCUGGGCUGGGGCAUGUUGUGAAAUGCUUGACUCUGCAAAUUAGAUGCUUAAGAACAGGAGUAGAGGACUUGAGGAGAGAACCAAUCCAAGUUUGUGUAUGUAUCGUAUUAAUUUCUUCUGGAUUACAAACAGUAUUGAUGUUUGAAGGCUCU
Panicum hallii is the source of this 1530-nucleotide messenger RNA. RefSeq names its product muscle M-line assembly protein unc-89-like. The record is from RefSeq and is a predicted model, not a curated record. Gene Ontology annotation, biological process: regulation of DNA-templated transcription. Gene Ontology annotation, cellular component: nucleus. The transcript has 4 exons. Gene Ontology annotation, molecular function: protein heterodimerization activity. Lineage: Eukaryota; Viridiplantae; Streptophyta; Magnoliopsida; Poales; Poaceae. The coding region runs from base 94 to 1224 and encodes 376 amino acids.